AUGUUGGACGAACUGAUCGCCAGUGUAUGCCCUCCUUCUUCAGAGGAAAAUUUCGAUGAGAUGAAAUAAAAUCAAGGAAAAAAUGAUAGAAAUUAAUAUCAAAUAGCUCCAAAAGCUCCUAAGCUUGAGUAAAAUUCUUAUAUAUAAUAAAUAUCUAGACCUUAAGCAAAGUUUUUUAGAUUAGGAGACAAACCACACUUCGAGCUACCAGAGUCUUAGAUCUUCAGAAGAUUGAGUGGUCAUUAAGCUGAGGACAGAGAAGAUAUUAUUAACUAAACCAAUAAAAUUAAUGUUUCUGAAAAACAGCAAAUGCUAUUUUCCAACGAUUCAAAGUCUUAGAUAAGCAAUCCAGUUAGAAAUUAUCUUUUCAAUAAUGAAGACAUUAGUAAUGAAAGUCAUAUUCUCUCAGAAUAUGAAAUGAUGUCAUUCGGAAACUUUCUGGAAGAGGGUUUUGAUUUUGAAGACUUUAUUUCUAGUUCAACUACUGAAAAGCAAGAAUUAUUGCUCAAGAAUAUAUAGUGA
Molecule: messenger RNA, 522 nt
Organism: Stylonychia lemnae
Lineage: Eukaryota; Ciliophora; Spirotrichea; Sporadotrichida; Oxytrichidae
Source: the annotation of a GenBank genome assembly